AUUUUACAAGCGAUGCUCAAGCUGGGAUUCGCGGUCCCCACUCGUCGGUCCUUCAGAUGCCGUCACCUGGGAGUGGCUGGCAUCAGAGGCGAGGCGGGACUCUCUGUGGACAAGAAGAAAACAAAGGGGCUACAGGAUGAGCAGGUAGAGAAGCACCCGGAGAUGGAAGCUGAGGACGCUCCAAGGAUGCAGAGGAAUGAGAGAGUGUUGAUCAGUCAUGCCAUUCAGGAGAUACAACGCAGGCCCUUGGAGGUUCCCACAAUAAUUGGCGACGACCCCGUUUAUACCAUGGAUAAACAGCAGGUCUCUUGUCCUCAUCACCUCAAGACGAACCUGGCCCAGGUGUACUACGCCAAUCGCAAACAAAUCGAGGCGGCCAUCAAGUCGGCUCUAUCGGCACAGGGAACUUGGAGUCUGGUCCCCAUCGCUGAACGCCUGGCCAUUUGGCGCAGGGCGGCGGACAUUAUCGAGGAGGACGAGUUGCGGUUGCGGGUGUUCCUCAUGCUGACCCUCAGCAAAACAGCCGAUGAUGCUACGCGCGACAUACGGCGACUGCUCAGUUCGCUGAGGGCCAAUGCUGAUUACUUGGAACACCUGUCCGAGCUGCGCUUCGAGAUCCAGGGCGAUAUGAAUGUCUUUCCCAGCUUUCACCUGCGGCCCAUGGAUGGCUUUGUGGCCGCCGUAGCGCCCUUCGAAUCGGUGGCCCUGUCCACCAGUUUGGCCCUCUGUCCAGCUCUUAUGGGCAACACGGUGCUGUGGAAUCCCACUUUGGAGGUGGCCCCAGCCAGCUUCCUCAUCCAUCGGGCCUUCCAGGAGGCGGGUCUGCCCAGCGGAGUGAUCAAUUUCGUGCCGGCCAACGAGCGCCUCUUCUUGGACACCAUCACGAAUGCCAUCCACUUUGCCGGUCUGAAUACCCAGGGCAGAGCGGCCGGCUACAGGCAUGUCCACAAGCUGGUGAGCGACCGGAUGGAGCGAUACAUCUGCUUUCCCCGCCUGGUGGCCGAGUGUCCGGGCCAGAACUUCCACUUCGUCCAUGCCAGUGCCAAGGUGGAGUCCGUGGUCUCGGCUACCGUGCAGGCGGCAUUCGGAUUCGCUGGUCAGUACGCCAACUCGCUGUCCCGGAUGUACGUGCCCUCGUCAAUGUGGCCGCGACUCCGGGCAAAGUUGCUCGAGGCCACGGAGCAGCUGAACAUCGGCGAUCCUGUCCAGCCGGAAACGGAUAUGGGGGCGAUGGUCAGUUUAGAGGGAUUUCGACGAAUGCAGAAGCUCCUGGAGCGAACUAAGAACGUGGAACAGUUGUGCGGAGGCGGCUGCGACGACAGCAUAGGUAGGUUUGUGCAGCCCACAAUUGUCCGGGUGACGGAUCCACUGGAUCCUCUGCUCAGUGAGCCCUGCUGCGGACCCUUUUUGCCGGUGUUCGUCUAUGCGGACGACUCCUUUGGGGAGGCACUCAAGCUGGCCGCCAACCAGUCCAGAUACGCCCUCUCGGGCUCCAUUUUCGCCAGCCGGGAUGAGGUGAUCCUUCACUGCCUCAACCAGCUGCGCAUGUCGGCCAGCAAUCUUUACGUGAACGAGCGGUGUACAGGCAGCAACUACGGAUUGACUCCGUUCGGUGGUAAUCGGCUGUCCGGGACAAACGAUAAGUCCGGAUCUGCCUACUUCCUGAUGCGCUGGAGCUCGCCGCUGCUAAUAGAGGAGACUGUGGAGGGACCACUCCCGACGCAGGGAUCCAAGAAGUUUUCCUAGGCUUUCUAACGGGACAGACAUAUUUUCAAAAUUACCAUAAAUACAAAGUGUUUUUAUUUACUGUAUCGUCAUAUUAAUGGAAAACUACCUUUUAAAAAAUUAAAAGUAACAAUAUCUACUAGUGAUUAAAACUAAA
Drosophila takahashii is the source of this 1882-nucleotide messenger RNA. Its product is annotated as delta-1-pyrroline-5-carboxylate dehydrogenase, mitochondrial. The record is from RefSeq and is a predicted model, not a curated record. Gene Ontology annotation, cellular component: mitochondrial matrix. Gene Ontology annotation, molecular function: L-glutamate gamma-semialdehyde dehydrogenase (NAD+) activity. NCBI's taxonomy places the organism in Eukaryota, Metazoa, Arthropoda, Insecta, Diptera, Drosophilidae.